Molecule: messenger RNA, 1305 nt
Organism: Aspergillus fischeri NRRL 181
Lineage: Eukaryota; Fungi; Ascomycota; Eurotiomycetes; Eurotiales; Aspergillaceae
Exons: 3
Coding region: 1-1305 (434 amino acids)
Biological process (GO): transmembrane transport
Molecular function (GO): transmembrane transporter activity
Source: RefSeq, a predicted model, not a curated record
AUGAUGGGGAUGAUGCUAACAGGCCGAUCGAUUCAAGGUGCUGCAGCUGGCGGAAUAGUGAUUUUGGUGAAUAUCUGCAUUAGUGACUUGUUUACUGAAAGAGAAAGAGGAUUCUACCUUGGGCUGACUGGCGUCGUAUGGGGACUUGCCAGCGGCAUUGGCCCUCUGGCUGGAGGCGCCUUUUCCGAGUACGUUUCCUGGCGUUGGAACUGGUGGAUCAACCUCCCCUGUUGCGGAGUCUCGUUUGUUGUUCUGUUCUUCUGUCUCGACCGUGUGCGUGAGAGACGAGCGGGCAUCAGCAGCGGCUUGCGACAAAUCGACUGGCUUGGGACUCUGGCCAUCGCGGGUCUAACUACCAUGUCGCUUGUGGGUCUGAAUAUCGGCGGUGUCUAUAGCUCAUGGAAGUCCGCCAAAGUGAUCUGUCUUCUCGUGUUCGGAGGCUUCACAGCGGCGGCUUUCAUUGUCUAUGAAGCGAAGGUUAUAUCCGAGGAGAAAGCUUUGAUCCCAAGGCGCAUUUUACGACGUCUUUCCAAUAAUGCGUCCCUGUUUGUCUGCUUCAUGCACGGAUUUGUCAACAUUUCGUCGUGGUACUUUCUUCCACUAUACUUUCAAUCCAGCCGCUCCUUGACACCUCUUCAAUCCGGCCUUCUCCUCAUGCCAAUGACCGUCAUCCAGGCUGCGACGGGAUUCAUCGCUGGCUUCAUCAUCCGCCGCACCGGUCGGUAUCUCCCAUUGAUCUAUCUCGGUAUGACCCUUACCACAUUAGCCUUCUCGCUGUUUACCCUUUUGUCCGACAAGUCGACGAUCCCCGCUAUUAUAGGCCUAGAGCUACUCGGAGGGCUCGGCGUUGGGCUUGUCUUCCAACCUCCCCUCCUCGCUCUCCAAUCUUUCGUUCACCACGACGACAUCGCCACAGCUACGGCUUUUUUUGGAUUCAUCCGGAGUUUUGCCACCUCUGUGUCAAUUGUGAUUGGCGGGGUCAUGUUUCAGAACCAGAUGCAGUCACGUCAGGAGAUGCUCCAAAGGCUCCUUCCUGAAAAUGUCGCCGGAGAUUUUUCAGGUCAGCGUGCUGCCGCAAACGUGGCGCUGAUCCAGUCGUUAAGUCGUGGAGAGGCACAAAUAGUCAAGGAAGCGUAUUCACAGAGUCUGAGCCGCAUGUGGAUCUUGUACGCUUGCUUUGCAGCCGCUGGACUACUCAUGAGCUUCGGCAUUCAGAAUCAGACGUUGCGAAACGAAUUGGCAAAUGAAACAUCCAGCUCUACUGCUACUCAGUCUCGAGCCGGGGAUAAGAAAACAGACGUUUAA